UAUGGACCUCCCUCUUAUUUUCUCUUCAUAAUCAUGUUCCUUCUCUAAAUUUGAUUUCUAUUUUAGUUAUGUUUUCGUUACUUUCUUUCCAUCUACAAAUUCAUGCUUCUCAUUCGAUUUCUUCCUUGAAAUUAUUAUGAUUCAUUCUAUCUUUUUAUAGAAUGUAUAGUCAUGUGUAAAACAUCAGAGAAUUAUACCGUGAAGCUAAUUAAGAGCUGCCUCAUGUGUGGAAUUGCAGUCCUCGUUUAGCGUACAAAUUGGCCUAGAAAAUUCAGAAACGCGCGCGGCUCGUGAGAAGACAAGUUAACUGCUAACGGAUGCAUGCAAAGAGAACGAAGUUUGCGUGACAAUUAUGCUGAUUUUCAGCUCGCACUAAUGGACUCAGCAAACAAUAUGGGUUCUUCUUCCUCUCCUCCUUCAGGCUUGAGGUCCAAGGGCCAAAAGAGGAAAUCCACCGCCACAGAUGAUAGUAUCGCAGUGGAGAGGCCUCAUGAGAACGAGCCGGGGUUCUUCAAUACAGAGUUGGACCUCAGCUUAUCUUUGGGCCCUCCCAAGGCCCACACAAACAUAGCCCAGAGCACUGUUGACCCUGGGAAUAAUGAUGUUCGGGCCCAGGCCCAAAAUCCUGCUCCGCGAGCUCCAGCGGUCAGGAUUUGCCUGGAGUGUGGGACCACGAACACCACAGAAUGGAGAAGAGGGCCCAGGGGCAUGAAGACUUUAUGUAAUGCCUGCGGACUGCGUUACUGGAGCCAGGAAAAGCUUGUCAGCACGUUGUUUAGUUCGAAGCAUCCAUAGUUUGAAGUACAAUUCAAUAAAUCGCAAAGUGUUGUAAAGUGUCAUGUUAAUUGAAAAAAGCUUCUUCAUAGCUUCAUGUUCAAUCAUCAUUGUUUGUUAUUAUUUUUAAACAUUUCUAUCACAACAUUUGUCAUUAAUGAAUAAAUAAGCAAUCUUCAGUCAUUUAUUUUGAUCA
Asparagus officinalis (garden asparagus) is the source of this 970-nucleotide messenger RNA. RefSeq names its product GATA transcription factor 20-like. Gene Ontology annotation, biological process: regulation of DNA-templated transcription. The record is from RefSeq and is a predicted model, not a curated record. Lineage: Eukaryota; Viridiplantae; Streptophyta; Magnoliopsida; Asparagales; Asparagaceae. Gene Ontology annotation, molecular function: zinc ion binding; sequence-specific DNA binding. The transcript is spliced from 4 exons. The coding region runs from base 322 to 795 and encodes 157 amino acids.